Messenger RNA from Dicrocoelium dendriticum, 570 nucleotides. The record is from the annotation of a GenBank genome assembly. NCBI's taxonomy places the organism in Eukaryota, Metazoa, Platyhelminthes, Trematoda, Plagiorchiida, Dicrocoeliidae.
AUGCUUCAGUGUUACAACAAAGGCUGUGGGCAAAAGUUUGACCCAGCUACGAAUAGUUCUGGUGGGAUUUUAUUUUCUUCUUAUUGGUUGACGCUAGGUGCAUGUCAAUACCAUCCUGGUCAGCCCAUUUUUCACGACGCGAAGAAAAAGUGGUCUUGCUGUCAAAAGUUCAGUACCGACUUCUCCGAAUUUCUUAGCAUCAAAGGCUGCACUAAGGGAGAACACAGUAAUGUUUGCCCAGUCGAAGCUAGAGACACCAACUCGUCCGUUUCUGCGCCGGUGGAGGUUUCUCCUCCCGCCCCGGUUCCAGCACCUCCGAUAACCGCCCCAAAGGCACGCCCAUCCAACACAGAACCUUUAAAGGCACUGAAGAUUGAAAUAGCGCCUACUUUUAAAGUCCCGCCGGUCGAGACUGUGGAAAAUGAGAUCUCGUCCUCAGAGAAAAACGGUGUGAUCAGCGUAGGCACAAGCUGCAAGAACAGCGGUUGCAAAGCCGUGAGUGUUUAUUUCUUUUCUGUCUUAUCAACGUGGAUUUUCCCACCGACUCCUAUUGUCGUAAUUAGACGAUAA